AUGCUACUCCCAAGGCGUGAAUUAACGAAAUUGUAUUUAGACGCUUCUCCACACCUCUCCCGCGCCUCUCAACCUUUGAGCCAACCACCAAAAAUCAAGCCACGGCAACCACGAUGUCAUAAGCAGGUUGCGAAGCGACUGCUAGAGUUCAUUCCACCGAUUCUGCCGGGCUCUGUCAUCCACGACAAUGCGUGUGGUACGGGUCCAAUGACCGAAGCUAUCAUGGGGACCGGCGUUAAAGACAUCACCAUCUUUGCGACAGAUAUGGUUCCCCAGGUAACAGAACAGCUCGCGAAGACGUCAGCGGAGAAAGGAUGGCUGGUGAAGGCGGAGGUUAUGCCUUCUGAAGCACUAGCCUUCCCUGAUGGUACAUUCGCUCACUCGAUCACCAACCUUGGCAUCAUGGUCAUGGAAGGUGCUUCUGUGGCUGCCAAACACAUCCGCCGCACCAUCAAGGAUGGUGACCUAACCGUUCUAAGUAUUUGGGAUAAGCCUCUGCCGGUUCAAGUUGUCUCCGCAGCACACCCGGGAGGCUUUAACGACAAAAAUCUUCGCGCUGUUCUGGAAAGCGCGGGUUUCAAGCCGGAGACUAUCAAGUUAGAGCGAAAGUAUGCGGUUUUGGAAGUCAAGGAUCUUUGCCUGUGGGCAUCCGCCGUUUGGAGCUUUCUUGGUUACCCAGCAACUGGGUGGACGGCUGAGGAUGAGGAGAAAUGGGACGGUGUGAUUGGCACAAUGGUCGAUUGGCUGGAAAAUUACGAGGGAUAUAAGAAGUUGGACAGUGGAGUGGUCGCAUUCACUAUGCCUGCGUACGUAGCCAUUACCAAUAAGUGA
Messenger RNA from Lindgomyces ingoldianus, 831 nucleotides. RefSeq lists its product as uncharacterized. The coding region runs from base 1 to 831 and encodes 276 amino acids. The record is from RefSeq and is a predicted model, not a curated record. The transcript has 4 exons. Lineage: Eukaryota; Fungi; Ascomycota; Dothideomycetes; Pleosporales; Lindgomycetaceae.